AUGUCCCGGUGUUACGCCUUGAUGAAAUGUUUGCUGAUAUUCUUCAACAUUAUUUUCUUGCUGGUUGGCCUCGGUGCGUGCUCGUUCGCCGGCUGGGCGCUGUGGGAGGGGGCGGGCGGCGGCGGCGCGGGGCGGGCGGGGCUCAGCUGCGUGGCGGCGUGGGGGGCGGUGCUGGCGCUAGGCGCGGCGGGCACCCUGCGCGGCGUGGGGGGCGAGGGGGGCGCGGGCAGCGUUUGCGCGCUGCGCGUGGGCCUGGCGCUCCUGGCGCUCGCGUGCGCGGCGGAGGCUGCGGCGGCGGCCUGGGGCGCCGCGCACGCGCCCCAGCUGAGGCACGCGCUGCGCGACCGCCUCCGGGACACGGUCGCCCACGACUACGGGCUGGUGCACUCGCGCACGCACAUGCUGGACGCAAUACAACACGGGUUGUCUCUAUCCAUCCUGUCAGAGGAGACGCAGUCGAGUGACGUGCGUGGCUGGUUUCCGCAGCUGCAGUGCUGCGGCGCGGAGAGCGUCCGCGACUGGCAGCAGUCAGCGUGGGCGGGCGGCGAGCGGCGUGCCGCCCUCGACCUCUCGGUCAGCGCGCCCGCCGCCUACUACUGGGUGCCGGCCUCGUGCUGCGCGACCGAGGAGGCGUGGGAGUGCGAGGCGGCGCGGCGCGUAGCGGCCGCCUCGCGCGGCGCCGCCGGCCUCUACGAGGCGGGGUGCGGCGCGCGGGUGCUCGCCGCGCUCGAGAGGGGCGCCCGCGCGCCCCUCGCCGCCGCGGCCGCUCUACUCGCCGCGCACGUGCUCGCCCUCCUGCUCGCACUCGCGCUCGCGGCCAAGCCCCGCCCCCGCGCCGGCUACAAGGCG
Messenger RNA from Iphiclides podalirius (scarce swallowtail), 849 nucleotides. Lineage: Eukaryota; Metazoa; Arthropoda; Insecta; Lepidoptera; Papilionidae. The record is from the annotation of a GenBank genome assembly.